Molecule: messenger RNA, 2110 nt
Organism: Rana temporaria (common frog)
Lineage: Eukaryota; Metazoa; Chordata; Amphibia; Anura; Ranidae
Product: gastrula zinc finger protein XlCGF26.1-like
Exons: 3
Coding region: 142-1779 (545 amino acids)
Source: RefSeq, a predicted model, not a curated record
UCCAGUAAUGGGAACCCACCAGAGAGAUGUCCCCAUAUUCUGUCUUCCCGGGAUUCCACACAGGAAGAUCAUGAGAUCCCUUACUAUGAUCAGUUUGAAGACCAGAUUGAUAUUAAAAUUGAAGUUAAAGAUGAAGAUGAGAUGUACAUGUGGAGUGAUGAACGAUGUAAGGAGGAGGACGAUCCUUCAGAGGUCGGCACAGCGAACGGGCAAAAUUUCAUGGGAGGACCCCAACAGGACAACGUUGUGCCAAGCUGUCCAGUGGUAAGCGUAAUGCUGCCAAGCGUCCAUCCGGAUUUCCAUAGUGAGGAUUCUUCUAUCAGUGAGUCACAUAUUGCUCCCUCAAGUUUCUACGAAGGACUUCAUGGGUCGGAGAGGUCAUUUGAUCCUUGCAACCUUGAGGAGUCUGCUCCUAGUACAUCCAAUGCAGGCUUUCAAAGUGUGGAUUGGUCACCAGAUCUUUCUAACCCCGAUGGACCUUUUUCCGGUCAAUUAUACACCGGGAUCCAUGAUUCAGAACUUACGGAUGAAAAAGACUUUCCUUGUUCCGAGUGUGGGAGACAUUUUACCAGCCAAACUGACCUUUUGAGACACUAUAGAUCUCACAUGGUGGAGAAGCCGUUUUUUUGCAUCAAAUGCGGUAAACACUUCUCCCGUCAAUCCCACCUUAAGGAGCACAAGAAGGUUCAUUCGGACGAGCGCCCCUUUCCAUGCCCCGACUGCGGCAAACGUUUUCUACGCCGGUCGGGUCUUGCCGAACAUCGGAACCUGCUGCACACGUUUCUCGCGGACAGUAAGCUGUUACUUUGCGUUGACUGCGGGCAAUGUUUUCCGCAUCAGUCAGAACUCAAUCAUCAUCAGUUAAUUCACAAGCAACAGAAAUCAAAGGACUUGGCUGUUUCCAACCGCCAGACAGAUGACUUGGCCAAGAAGCCGUUUCAGUGUCUCGAAUGUGGAAAAUUUUUUGUCAGUAAAGAUUACAUCAUUAAACAUCAGAGGCACCAUGCGGGCGAAGGCCUUCCUUGUCCGGAAUGUGGGAAACGCUUUUUGCGCCAGUCUCACCUUAGUGCACACGUCCUAAUUCACACUGGGGAGAAGCCAUUCCUCUGCCCUGAUUGCGGCAAGUGUUUUAACCAGAAAUCCUCCCUGACUAAGCACCGCCAGACUCACAAAGGUCAAACCUUUACCUGCCCGCACUGCGGAAAAUACUUCCCACAAAGAAUGGACCUCAGGAACCACCUAAAGGUUCAUACAGGCUUGAAGACGUUUGCAUGCUCGGAGUGCGAGAAGUGCUUUCUAAAGAAGUCACACCUGACCGAACACCAAAGGGUUCACACGGGUGAGCGGCCCUUCUCUUGUCCGGACUGCGGGAAGAGCUUCAACCAGAAGUCUGCCAUGACUAAGCACUGUAAGAUUCACAAACGCGCAAGCUUUACCUGCCCGCAGUGUGAGAGAAGUUUUGUGACGAAAUCAGAACUGAAGAACCACCUGAAGGUUCAUGAAGGCUUGGAGACGUACACGUGUUUGGAGUGCGAGAAGUGCUUUCUCAAGGAGUCAGAGCUGAUUGAACACCGGAGGGUUCACGCAGCCGAGCGGCCUUUCUUGUGCUCAGAUUGCGGAAAGUCUUUCUCCGAGAUGACCUUCCUUAUUGACCAUGCCAGAGUCCACUUGGAAGAGAAGCCAUACUCCUGUGAGUGCGGGGAACACUUUGCUACAGAAGCAUAUGUAGAGGCUCAUCAGAACCUUCAUAAGGAGGAAGCAAGUUUUCCUGUAAGAUAAAGCGAUUUUCCUCUGCUAGCCAAUUAGAAUCCAAUAAAAUAAAAUAAAAAACUCUUUCAGGAGUAAGGCCUUCCACUAACCUCAAUGGUGGACCAGUUCUGUUGAGUUUCUAAAGCUUUCUAGCCAGGUAUAGAAGGCUGUGAAUACUUCAAAAGGUCUACCGGUUGGCCAGAGCCUUCCUGAAAAUGGGAUACUGGAUGUUGGUAUUAUUUCUCCAUUAAAAAAGUGUUUCAGUUUAUCCAGGCAAAACUUUUUUUAUUUUUAUGGAUAGACUGAAGAACAGUUAAAGCUUCUGUCAGGCCUAAUGCCGUGUACACACGAUCAAAAAUUU